This is a messenger RNA of Lathyrus oleraceus (garden pea), 807 nucleotides long. RefSeq lists its product as uncharacterized. The transcript has 2 exons. Lineage: Eukaryota; Viridiplantae; Streptophyta; Magnoliopsida; Fabales; Fabaceae. The record is from RefSeq and is a predicted model, not a curated record. The coding region runs from base 1 to 807 and encodes 268 amino acids.
AUGGUGCAACAUUUUUUCAGGCAAAUGCAAUCUAAAUUUGAAAUGAGUCUUGUUGGUGAAUUGACGUACUUUCUUGGGCUCCAAGUCAAACAAAUGGAUGACACUAUCUCCACCUCUCAAAGCAAGUAUGCCAAGAGUAUAGUAAAGAAGUUUGGAAUGGAAAUGGCUAGUCAUAAAAGGACACCUAUACCAACUCACUUAAACUUGACUAAAGAUGAAAAAGGUGUAAAUAUGGAUCAAAGUCUAUACAAGAGUAUGCUUGGUAGUUUGUUGUAUCUUACAGCUAGCCGACCUGACAUUACAUUUGCUGUAGGAGUAUGUGUUAGAUAUCAGUAUGAAUCCAAAAUGAGUCAUAUUACUCAAGUGAAAAGGAUCCUGAAGUAUAUCAAUGGAACUAGUGACUAUGGAAUGUUGUAUUCUCAUAAUGCAAACUCCUUGCUUACAAGAUACUAUGAUACAUAUUGGCCAAGCAGUGAUGAUGACAGAAAGAUCACUUCUGAAGGAUGUUUCUUCUUGUCCAUACCUAAAACCUCCAAAAUGUCUCAACCUUCUGUCUCUACUCCGAGCAAGCACUCCAAAGAGAACUCAAACCCUAAAAAUAUUGGUGCUGAGAUAGAUCUCUCUGAUGUCAUUACUGAUGUCAUUCCCCUCUCGAUAGUUCUUGUCCAUGCAACUCCUAUGAGAAAGGCUAGAACUUCUGCUUAUAGGAAAGGAAAGCCCUCUAAAGUAAGUACCUCUUCCUUUCCUUCCAUGACUGCUAGAAAUGUAAAAACUCUUAGACCCUCUACUGCAGUAAAGAAACCCUAG